GACGGGCACGCCCCCAGCGGCUCGGGCUGCCGCUGAGCCCGGCUCAGUGUUGCCGGUGUCGGCUGCUGGUAUUGUGCACGGCACGGGCUCAGCAUGAUCGUAUGUCCCCAGAGCGUGGAGCACCCCCGAGGAAGCCGGUACCAGCGGCUGCCGGGGCAGGUAGUGAAGAUGUCCGGCAGUGACCCUGAGCGCCCCCAGUUCUUCUUCGUGAAGGUGCUGGCGAGCCGGGGGUGGCUGGAGGCAGUGACCCAGCAGAUGGGCUACCACCCGCAGUACCUCGACAGCUUCCUCAAGACGCAGCACUACCUGAUGCACAUGGACGGCCCGCUGCCCUUUGACUGCCGGCACUACAUCGCCAUCAUGGCAGCCGCCCGGCACCAGUGCCGGUACCUGGUGAACCUGCACGUGUUGCAGUUCCUGCGAGCAGGGGGCGAUCCCCAGUGGCUGCGUGGCCUCGACUUCAUCCCACCCAAACUCCGCAAUCUCAAUGAGAUCAACAAGAUCCUGGCACACCGUCCAUGGCUCAUCACCAAGGAGCACAUUGAGAAGCUGCUGAAAAUUAGUGAGUGGAGCUGGUCACUGGCAGAGCUGGUGCACGCCGUUGUCCUCCUGGCACACUGCCACGCGCUCGCUAGCUUUGUCUUCGGCUGCGGCUGCGAGCAGGACGAGGGGUCAGGGGGCCGAGGCUCACUGAAGCUCUUGUCGCCCGGGAACCAGUGCUUCUGUGAAGCCACCACCAGCAGUGGCUGCAGCCAGGAGCUGCUGUGCAUCAACCGCAAGCGGUCCCUGGACUCCUGCAUGGAGCUGGAUUCCCUCCGGGAAUGCAUGCAGCGGAUCCAUGUGGAGACUGAGGGCAGGGAGGAGACGAGGCUGCUGCAGCAGGACCGAGAGGAAGAUACCAAUGGGGAAGUCACCAGUGCCACCAACCUUGCAUGCUACAUGCAAGACCCUGACUUUGGAUACCAGGACUUUGCCCGGCGCAACGAGGAUCAGACGCAGGUAUUCAGAGUCCAGGAUUACUCUUGGGAAGACCAUGGCUUCUCGCUGGUCAACCGGCUCUAUUCUGACAUCGGGCAUCUCCUGGAUGAGAAGUUUCGGAUGGUGGAUGGUCUGCAAAGCAGUGCCAUGGCCAAGCGGCAGGGCUGUGAACCCUCUGUCUUCAAGCGGGGUGUCUGGAACUACAUCCACUGCAUGUUUGGCAUUAGGUACGAUGACUACGACUAUGCAGAAGUGAAUCAGCUCCUGGAGCGAAUGCUCAAAGUUUACAUUAAAACUGUAACCUGCUACCCAGAGAAGACAAACUCAGAAAUGUUUGACAGGUUCUGGAAGCAGUUCAAGCACAGUGAAAAGGUGGGACAGUUGGCCCCUGGCUCUGACUGGCUGUGGUGGGGCCAGGAACAGGCAGGGGCUGCAGGCUGGGGUGUUUCGGGUGUUUUUGAGCCACCAAACCAGUCUGAGGCAGGUGGGGGGGUGAAUGGAAACUGGCUGUUUGUAAGGAGUUGGGUUUAGCGUGGCAUGGGACUGCCCACAGUGAGAUAACACGAGCCAUCAGCAGCGUGGGGAUCUCCAAGGCCAUUACCCCAUUGGUGAGCGCCUCCAGGUGAGCCCUUGGUCCAGCCAUAACUUGCAGGAGCAGCUGCUGUGGGUGGCAAGGACCAUGCCGGUGCCAGCCUAGCAUGCUGGUGCCAAGUGUGCUGGGCACUCCCCAGCAUGUGGCUCUGGGAGGCAACCACAGCCUGCAGAACUGGGAGGAGAGGAAAAGGGCCCCUGUCUGUGCUGUGGAAAAACUGGUGGUAUUUUGUUUCAUGCCAAAAGACUCACUAGCCUGGGUAGGCACUUGCUUGCACUGCUGCCCGCAGCACACUGUGGCUUCCUGAACCUCUAUUGCUUCUCCCUUAGGUCCACGUGAACCUGCUCAUCCUGGAAGCCCGAAUGCAGGCAGAGCUGCUGUACGCAUUGCAGGCCAUCACCCAGUACAUGAUCUCCUAGAUGGUGGGGAGCUGUGCUGUGGCAGGGCUGGGGAGCAUCCUCUCUCCCUGGACUCGUGGGUGACCCAUCAUGCUGGGAUGGACAGCAAGGGAUUACUCAAUUUAGUUUACUUGACUGUCUUGUUCCUUACCCUCCCCGUCCCUGCCCUUGUGGGGCUCGCUGAGUGGCCCAUUAUGUGCAAUUACCAAACUGUGAUGCAAGUCCGUGCUGCUGAGAUGUCAGUGUGAUGCUAGAGACUUGAACGUGUCCAAGGAGGACUGCAAAAGACGUGGGGGGAGAGGGAGGCAGGAGAGGACUGGGGCCAGUUUAGAGGGAUGCUCUCCCAUGAGCAGAAGCUCCUUGUCUGGGUGCUGUGGGAGCCUCAGCUACCACAGGGAGGACAGAAGGGAGAGCCGGCUUCCUUCCCUGUGCUGCAGCAGCUGCCCUGCUUGCAAACCACCCCUUGGCACCUGGCCUCAUUGGGGUGAUAUAUCUUGCUUGGGAACAGCACAGGCAGCUCAUGGGUGCGUUGCAAUGUCCCAAGUUGCAUGGUCAGACACAGUCAGACAGGGAGGAGCACUGGGUCUGAGAGAGGGCCCUUCCCCAGCCGUGACAGGAAAGGGAUGUGCUUGCUGCCUACAUGUCCUUCCCUCUAGGUCUGUGUGCCAAACCCCUCUGGGAUGAACAAGCGAUGACCCAGGUGAACUCCAAACUGUGAAGUUCUUGCUGGCAAGGUGCCCUAGUGUUCUGUCUUCUCCGACAGUGUUCAGGCUCUGGAGGUUUCUGCAGGGGACUUUGGGCAGUCCUCAGGAAGUUUGCCCCAAAGCCCCUUCUCUGCCUCCCAUCAGCAGAGGGGGCAGGAGGAACAAGGGAGGCUUGUUGAGUUAAAGUGGCUUGUAUCUUCUUACCACCAUGAGAGGGCUCAGGUCCUGUGCCUAGUCACUUGCUGCUUAACAGCAUGGUAGAGGAGCCCGUGGUUGGCACAGGUGACCUACAGGAAGCUUCUCCUUGAAGGGGGCUGGGGGAGACUCCCUGGGCUGUCCCCAUUUGAACAGAGGCAGCCAGUGUACCAGCCUUGCCCUCUGCCUGGCAGGCAGGAACAUGCACCACAACUCCCCCCGUCCCAGGACUGCCUCCUGCCCGUGUCACAGCCCCUAGCUGGGGAGGUACAAGGGAUCUGGCACAGGCUCCAGGGAGUAGCCACAAAAGGGGAGUGAGGCCAUCUGUGAUAAGUGGAAGCCUGAAGCAAGGGCAGCUGUUGAGUCAGCCCAGCGCACACUGCUUCAGUCAACCUGUUUACUGCAUAAAUGUACGGGGAGAAAACCUCGUGUAUGGAAGCUAAAGAAAAAGCCUAUUUUUGCUAUAAAUAUAUUAUGUUUGACAU
Molecule: messenger RNA, 3352 nt
Organism: Grus americana (Whooping crane)
Lineage: Eukaryota; Metazoa; Chordata; Aves; Gruiformes; Gruidae
Product: sestrin-3-like
Exons: 8
Coding region: 94-1509 (471 amino acids)
Biological process (GO): cellular response to L-leucine; cellular response to leucine starvation; negative regulation of TORC1 signaling
Cellular component (GO): nucleus
Molecular function (GO): L-leucine binding; oxidoreductase activity, acting on peroxide as acceptor
Source: RefSeq, a predicted model, not a curated record